UAAGGUGUCGUUAUUGUCACAUGCGUGCAUUUCGGUGCAGCUGCGCGGCGCCUCUCAGCGUUUUGCCCUUUGUCCCACAAGCCCAUUGUAUGUGACGGAGGAAACCCUGUGCAGCGAAACCCGCCAUCUUGGAAAGGCAAACACUUCUAGCACCAGGAUAACCCGCAGAUCCCCUGAAAGAGCCGAAAUAAAACGAAAAUACCCACAAAAUAACGAGCCAGAAUGGCCACCGCUCCGUACAACUACUCCUAUAUUUUCAAAUACAUCAUUAUUGGGGACAUGGGAGUGGGGAAAUCAUGUUUGCUUCAUCAGUUCACAGAAAAGAAAUUUAUGGCUGACUGCCCUCACACAAUCGGAGUGGAGUUCGGGACGAGGAUAAUCGAAGUCAGCGGUCAGAAGAUCAAGCUGCAGAUCUGGGACACGGCAGGACAGGAGCGGUUCAGAGCCGUCACACGGAGCUACUACAGGGGAGCCGCGGGCGCGCUGAUGGUUUAUGACAUCACCAGGAGAAGCACGUACAACCAUCUUAGUAGCUGGCUGACAGACGCAAGAAACCUCACCAACCCUAAUACUGUGAUAAUUCUUAUAGGAAAUAAGGCAGAUCUAGAGGCUCAGAGAGACGUCACGUAUGAGGAAGCCAAGCAGUUUGCAGAAGAGAAUGGGCUGUUAUUCCUCGAAGCUAGUGCGAAAACAGGCGAGAACGUUGAAGACGCAUUCCUGGAGGCCGCGAAGAAGAUCUUCCAAAACAUUCAGGACGGCAGCCUGGACCUAAACGCAGCCGAGUCCGGGGUACAGCACAAGCCCUCUGCUCCCCAGGGAGGCCGGCUAACAAGCGAACCACAGCCCCAAAGGGAAGGGUGUGGCUGCUAGUGACGUCCGCAGUGGGGAAGACCCAACCACCUUCACCUCACUUCUCCACAAGUGUGUGUGUGUGAUGGGGGGGGGGGAGGCUGUUAACUCCUCCUGCCUGCCUCCCUCCCUCUUUCGCUCUCCCUCUCCUACCUUACCUUGUCGUCGCCCCCCCCCCCCCCCUCACCACUAUACCAGCCCCAUUCGAUAGUCCAUUAUGUCUGGGAUUUAAAAUGUAAGAAAAAAAAUGAUGUAUGAAAAAAGAUAUUCAAGGUUAAAACUCACCACUGAGACGUCGGUAACAUGAAACUAAAAGAAAUAAGCAUCUCUUUCCAUUUAUUUAAUUUAAGUCAUUGCGUUACUCUGUAAAGCAUAAUUUACAUCAAACAACAAUGUAAAUCCAGUGCAGCAGCCUCUCCUGUUCACAUUUUUGUAGUAGUCCGAAACGUCCUGAUAUAAUUUUUUUUUUUUUAAUCAGUGAUUCACCUACAUUACCUUUUUUUUCUUUUGGAUUUUGCACCUUAAUGUCCUCGUGAUAGUUCCAGAUCAAUAGGUAAUGCAUCUGAAGUGGUUUGCCUAAACAAUGGUGGAAAAAUCCCUUCCCUUCUUCUCUUGCCUAAGAGCUUACUAUACAAAUUCUGAAACGUGCUGGGCUCUGUGAAAGCAGACCUGCAGAAUGGCAGAUUUGAAAAGCUGGAGUAUGUGUUGUGUUUGCUGGUAUAUUCUGCUGUGGAGUUUAGAGGCUGCGUGUUGUGAUGCAAACCAAGGGUUAGGGUUUGAACCACAACCCCCCAAUCAGAGGAACAGCCCCUGGUCACGUGAUCUGCUGUUAAAUGUUAAUAGAAAGGAAACGCCUCAGACAGGUCAGGGCACGUGCUUGAAGCACUUACGAUUCACACGUGGAAUCCUUCUUGAUACCUGUGUUUAGGCAGCACUGCUUGGGGCGAGCCAACAUGAUGGAUCGAUGCUUGUCCUGUAUUUCCAGCUUGUAUUGAACUUAUUAGCGACCUCUGGUGGCUAGAUUUGGAAAUUACAGUUCAGUGAUAAUACGGUAAUGAUAAUGAGGACACAUAGCAUUCAUGUGCUCUCCAUUCCUGUAUGCAGACACGGCUAUUGGUUGUGUCUGUAUUCUGUUACCGAUCAGCUGUAGUUAAAAUGACAGUUGUCUUGAUACUUUGGGAAAUUGUGUUUUUGUUUACCCAUUAAGUUAAUGAUUUUUUUUUUUUUUCUCGAGUCUUAACCUGAAAAAGCAAAAAGGGUAAAAUAAUACUUUUGGUUUUGUUUCUUCUGCACUUCUCUCAUCAACUGUAGCCCCAUUCCAGACCCUGUUUUAUGUACUUCCACGUGUUUAAAAAAGAAAGAAAAAUGUGUAUACAUUUUGAAGGAGCUGUGUUAUAACAUAUAAAUGCAUUCUGCGUGUAAUAUGAUUUUAAUGAAGACAAAUUGAUUUUAAAAGAAAAAAUACAUUAUCCACUCUCUUUGUACAGUAUGACCUCUCUUUAAAACUGUGUCAUGUUGCCCCGUGAAGCACAGAAAUAGAUGUGAUCACUAAUAAUAAAAAGAAACGACAAAACAAAACCCAACUUUUUACAACUGUAUUGAGAUUUACUUUUAACACCAGUUGCAUUUUCUUGUAUAAUGUGUCUGUUUCUGCUUUGUUCCAUCAUUGCACUAUGGUCUGACCGGCUCUGCUGUGUGUAUUAGUCCCUUGUGAUAACAUGCUUCUCCCUCCUCGUGUUGGUGUCUUGCAGUUUUGCGUCUGGCUGUAUUUUCUCACUUCGUUGUUGUAUACAUGCCUAAGAGCCUUGACAAAAAUACUGGCCCGGAAAUACCUUUACACAGGAAACCUGCUUUUACUAUACAGUAGAAAUAUUUUAGGGUGCAUCUAGAUUUUUUUAAACUGAUUUAAUGAAUGAAUAAAUUAUUCUUAUAUUCUAGUGGGUUGGGAGAGGAAGAUGGUGGUAGGGGGAGACUGUGAACUAUGUUAGCUGUGUUGAAUAUAACGCUGCAAUGUAUCUUUUUUAUUUUAAAGAUUUGGAAAGAGACAGUGAUCAUUCUCAACAUGGGUCUUUUUAAGUUUUCAGGAAUUAUGAACCCUCCCUGGUCUUUUGGAGAAGGGGAUUGUGUUGUAUAUAUUGUACAUUCAUCCAGAAGCAGAGGCUGAGAUGGAAUGAAUUUUGAAAGGUUUCUAAGAAAGGAAGUUGGCUGCAUUUUUUUAAACUAUUACAAGGUGCAACGUCAGGCUAUUGAUUAAACAUGCAUUUUAACAUACAAGGACUGGCAUUUUCAGAAAGCGUGCUGCAGAGGUUGAAUCGGAAGGCUUGUUUGUUAGCAGCAGCAUUUCAAAGAUGGCGAGGGUUAGUGAAUUCCAGAUUUAAAAGGAUAUGUGAAUUUCAAGACGGUCUCAAAGGAUCGUAGGCCGAUGUGUUUAGUUGUUUGGUUACACGCUUUGCUGCAUUCAGUAUAAAAGUACGAUCUGCAAGACACUGAGUGUGACAUCCCCAAACGACAUAACUCCCUGUAUCCAUGCCCAGACGACAUAACUCCCUGUAUCCAUGCCCAGACGACAUAACUAACUGUAUUUAGUAAUUCAGUAGAAUUACUGGGCGGUCUGUUUUAGAUAAUUUCUUGUUGGAUUCCCUUCUGUUCAUGGAAGCUGCUUUCUGUGCUGCCAGUCACAGACCCUGCUCUGCAAAUGAUUAUAUUUUUAAUUUUAUUUGGGGUGGGCCGUUGUGUUGUCCUUGACAUGCUGGAUUGAGAGAGUCAUGCUGCUCAAGUGCUGUGUUAAAUCUGUGCCAUUUCUCAUUAUACACCAGCUUUUAAUGUGCAGUCUGCUCUGUAUAUGUAGAGAUGAACUUCCCAGCUUCUGAAUCUGACGAGACCACCGUAAUGCCAAACGGGGAGGAUGCUGGGUUGUGUUUCGAAGAAAAUAAUAUGACAGCGUUUAAAUUGAAAAAAAUAUUUUCAAUUGCAGGAGUUUCUUUUAAGAGCAAAAAAUCCCCCCCCCCCCCACAAGAUUAAAUAAAGAUUAAAUAAAAAUAUUACGUAUGCUUGAAUGCUUGUUUCUGAAUUAGUCAUUUUUUUGUAGUAAGAGGUUAAUGUGACAUAGCAGAGGUCUUAAAGAGGGUGCUGUCCAUUCAUUUUUAUUUUUAAUGAGUGCAAUUAUUAAUAAGCAAACAUUAAACAUGAUACGUAACCAGCUAUCUGUCUUGGUACUACCUUUCUCUUAACCGUUUGGAAUCUGUAUUUCCGUCUCUGAAUUGGAAUGCAUUUUGACAUACUGUAUUUUUAAAUGAAAUGUAACCUUUUUCUUUAUCAUGGCUUUAGUAAACGCAGUCCUUGGUUUAAGAGGAGCCCUGCUUUGCCCUAAACUCUGGGCACAUUGCUGCUUGGCCCUGUAGAAAUUAGUAAAAAGCAUGGGCGCUUGCGCUUAAAAAUAACAAAAGUCCUAAAAAAAAAAAAAAAAAAAAACACAGAUCAUUUUGACACUAAGCUAAGCGAAAGCAUUUUUGUUUGAUGUGGUACCGGGACACGGCAUGUUAUGUAAAGGCCAAAACUGGACUCUGUAGUUCCUCAGGAACUUUCCCUCUGCUCUGUUUUGUUCUUCGUAUUGUUUAGUCGGAGCAUGUGCCCUUUUAUUGAAGUAGAUGCAAGUAAUGUUAAACCAAACUUUAAUUACAGCUCUUGUCUUGGGAGCAUAUAUGAAAUCUAUAUGAAAAAAUAUCACUUUUUAAUGAUUUAUUAAAUAACCCAACUUAAGGACCACAGCCUGCUAACAUAAAUAUAUAAUAUUUAUAUGAAAUAGUCAUUAUAAAGCCAACUCAAAAGACAUUGAAAUUGGCUGAAGUCAUUAAAUGUUUGCUUGGUUUUCUGUUUCUAUAUCUCUUUUUUUUCUAUUUCUCAUUAAUGUUUUUUUUAACUCUUAAACCGCUUACAAUAGGUCUUGUUAUUUAUAUCGGUGACAAACCAACUUUCUUCGGACUGCUGUACUUUUCAUUUGAUGGAACAAAAUUGCUAUUAAUCUGAAUAUUUGUAAAUAAAGUACCUGUAUCUAGAUAA
Acipenser ruthenus (sterlet) is the source of this 4908-nucleotide messenger RNA. Its product is annotated as ras-related protein Rab-14. The record is from RefSeq and is a predicted model, not a curated record. Gene Ontology annotation, molecular function: GTP binding; GTPase activity. The transcript has 8 exons. Gene Ontology annotation, cellular component: Golgi apparatus; phagocytic vesicle; trans-Golgi network. NCBI's taxonomy places the organism in Eukaryota, Metazoa, Chordata, Actinopteri, Acipenseriformes, Acipenseridae. Bases 223 to 870 code for a protein of 215 amino acids. Gene Ontology annotation, biological process: endocytic recycling; Golgi to endosome transport; phagosome maturation.